Scedosporium apiospermum is the source of this 1557-nucleotide messenger RNA. RefSeq lists its product as uncharacterized. The record is from RefSeq and is a predicted model, not a curated record. Lineage: Eukaryota; Fungi; Ascomycota; Sordariomycetes; Microascales; Microascaceae. Bases 1 to 1557 code for a protein of 518 amino acids. The transcript has 7 exons. Gene Ontology annotation, molecular function: oxidoreductase activity, acting on paired donors, with incorporation or reduction of molecular oxygen; iron ion binding; monooxygenase activity.
AUGGCUGAUACAAAGACUCUCGACCUCUUCACGCAGCGGUGGCCUCUCCUCGCGGCCGCAGCCGCUACUUUCCUUGGAGCCAGUCUAUUCCAGUACUUGUACAAAUGGAAUAUUAUAUCCUCGAUCCCUCUAGUCGGGGAAGAAAUAGGGGAUGCCGAGAAACGCAGGGUCGCUUAUAUCAUGGGUGCCAAGCGCCUCUACGAGGAGGGCUAUAAGAAGUUCAAGGAUGGCGUGUUCAGGGUCACUACAACCAAGGAACGGGCCACCAUUGUCGUCUCUCCCAAAUUCCUCGGCGAGCUACAGAAACUCCCAGACGAUGUCAUUAGUAUGCGGGCCGCCAUCCAGGAGCUCAUGGAAACCAAGCACACAAAGCUUCGGGUUGAUGACAAUUUGAGGAUCGCAAAAAUCGUCAGGCUUGAUCUUACACCCGCUCUAGUUCGUUUCAAUCCCACCAUCGCCGAGGAGGUCGGAGAGUCUUUCAAGUUGGAGCUCGAUAUCGGCGACGACUGGACGGAAAUCAACAUUUACGCGAAACUCCUUCGAAUCGUGGCCAUGGUAUCCGGUAGGAUCUUUAUUGGUCCCGAACUCUGCCACAGCGAGGAGUACCUCGAUGCCGCCAUCAACUACACCAUCGAAGUCAUGACCGCCGUUCAGGACAUUGGCCGCUUGAAGUGGUUCCGGGAUCAGCGCGCCCCUUACUUGCCUUCGGUGAAGCGCUUGGAUGCGAGGGUCGAGCAGGCGUUGAACUUUCUGCAGCCUGUUAUCUCGGCUAGGAUGGAAGCUGCUAAGCACGAUCUCGAGUAUGAGAAGCCCGAUGACCUGCUUCAAUGGCUGAUAGAGUCCGGCGUGAAAGCCGGAAAGGCAGACGCCAAUGGCAUCGCGAGGACGCAGCUUGGUCUGAGCUUCGCGGCUAUUCAUACUACGUCGAUGACAGCUACGAAUGCCUUCUAUAACCUCGCGGCUCUGCCCGAGAUUGUGCCAGAACUUCGCCAGGAAAUCCGAGAUGUACUGGCGGAAACAGGAGGUAUCUUUACGAGCCAAGCCCUCCAGAAGAUGAAGAAACUAGACAGCUUCCUUCGAGAAACGUCCAGAGUCGACCCUCCCAGCUUCACGGCGUUCCAUCGUAGGGUUCUCAAGACUGUCACUCUGUCCUCCGGCCAAGUUCUCCCCGCCGGCGUGAUGAUCGAAGUCCCCUCCAUCGGCGUCAACCACGACAACGACGUCUACCCCGACAGCGACAAGUUCGAUGCCUUCCGAUACUCGCGUGUGCGAGAAGAAAGUGCCAAGGAGAAGGGUCCGCGAUCCGUCGAGGCGGCGGCGGCGAACCAGUUCGUCAGCGUGCACCCGCACCACUUGUCGUUUGGGUACGGGCGACACGCGUGUCCCGGAAGGUUCUUUGCGGCGAACGAGAUCAAGAUGAUUUUGGCCAAUGCGAUUUUGAGAUACGAUGUUCGGAACGUUGAUUCGACGGCUGGGCGGAUUCCUAAUUUGGAGUUUGGAGUGAUGUCUACCCCCGACAGCUCCAAGUCGCUUUUGUUCCGAAAUGUUCAGGUUUGA